Molecule: messenger RNA, 601 nt
Organism: Baudoinia panamericana UAMH 10762
Lineage: Eukaryota; Fungi; Ascomycota; Dothideomycetes; Mycosphaerellales; Teratosphaeriaceae
Exons: 1
Coding region: 242-550 (102 amino acids)
Source: RefSeq, a predicted model, not a curated record
GCGAGAAAGUUGGAAGGUGACUACUAACUCAGCACCUUUACCACGUUUCGUGCCAUGAUGGCGCCACUACGAAAGAAGCGGCAAUGUAGACAGGACUUACUCCGCACCAUACCAUAUGUGCACACGGAGACAGCAACGACACGCUCUCCUACGUCUCAGACUAGCUCGACAAGUAGCUACAGUCGCGAAGGGUAGUACGCCAGGAAAGAGCAAAUGAAUCCGUCUAAUUUUGGCAUUCUGGAUGAGGAAGCAGGACGCGGUCGGGAGCAAGGAGCCGGAGGGGAGCACAGUCGACAACGAGGACACUGUCAUCAUCAUGACUAGGACUGGGCUCGAUAAGGGUGCCGUGAAGAAGGAGGAGGAGCACAACACGAGGAUAUUGCAGAGGGGAUCAAAUGAGGAAAGGAGGAGGCGGCCAAGGCCGGCGGGCCUACAAUCGGAAAAGAAUGCAGCUCUUCCACUCCAUGGGGUUGAGCAUAAUGCAAGCCCAGGACAUGACUGUCUUCAGCCGCAGGGAGCCGCACAGAAAUCCGGGAAUGACUCCGAGUAGGAACGUGGGCGCCGAGCAGAACGAGCCCGCGCGGGCCAGGAAGCAGUUGAG